UGCAAGCGGAAGUUGACCAAUAUCCGCCGGGAGUUUCUUCCGCGUCGGGCGGCGUUGACAACAUGAAGCAAAAACGUAAAGGAGAUCUCAGUUCUGCUGAGCUGAUGAUACUGACCAUAGGUGAUGUUAUUAAACAACUGAUUGAAGCCCAUGAACAGGGGAAAGAUAUCGAUCUAAAUAAAGUGAAAACCAGAACAGCUGCCAAGUAUGGCCUUUCAGACCAGCCUCGACUGGUGGAUAUCAUUGCUGCGGUCCCACCUCAGUAUCGUAAAAUCUUGGUGCCCAAGUUAAAAGCAAAGCCAAUCAGAACUGCCAGUGGGAUUGCUGUUGUGGCUGUGAUGUGCAAACCCCACAGAUGUCCACAUAUUAAUUUUACAGGAAAUAUAUGUGUUUACUGUCCUGGUGGACCUGACUCAGAUUUUGAGUAUUCAACGCAGUCUUAUACUGGAUAUGAGCCAACUUCCAUGCGAGCUAUCCGUGCCAGAUAUGACCCUUUUCUUCAGACAAGGCACCGAAUAGACCAGUUGAAACAACUGGGUCACAGUGUGGAUAAGGUAGAGUUCAUCGUGAUGGGUGGAACAUUUAUGGCCCUCUCAGAAGAGUACAGAGAUUAUUUUAUCCGAAAUUUGCAUGAUGCCUUAUCUGGACAUACUUCCAACAAUGUAUCUGAAGCAGUCAGAUACUCUGAAAGAAGCCUCACAAAAUGCAUUGGGAUCACCAUUGAGACACGACCAGAUUAUUGCCUGAAGAAGCAUUUGAGUGAUAUGUUAUCUUAUGGCUGUACAAGACUGGAGAUUGGAGUGCAAAGUGUUUAUGAAGAUGUAGCCAGAGAUACCAACAGGGGCCACACAGUAAAGGCAGUGUGUGAAUCAUUCCAUCUGGCUAAGGAUGCAGGUUUCAAAGUUGUGGCACAUAUGAUGCCAGAUUUGCCAAAUGUGGGACUAGAAAGAGACAUUGAACAGUUCACAGAGUUUUUUGAGAAUCCUGCCUUCCGCCCUGAUGGUAUGAAACUCUACCCUACACUGGUGAUACGUGGAACUGGUCUUUAUGAGCUUUGGAAAUCAGGAAGAUAUAAGAGUUAUUCUCCUAGUUGCCUUGUAGAAUUAGUAGCUCGAAUAUUGGCUCUCGUACCACCAUGGACACGAGUGUACCGAGUGCAGAGAGAUAUACCAAUGCCUUUAGUCAGCUCAGGAGUGGAGCAUGGGAAUUUGAGGGAGCUAGCAUUUGCAAGAAUGAAAGACCUUGGGAUACAGUGCCGUGAUGUGAGAACCAGAGAGGUUGGAAUCCAGGAAAUUCAUCAUAAAGUGAGGCCGUACCAGGUUGAAUUAGUUAGGAGAGAUUACGUGGCAAAUGGUGGCUGGGAGACCUUUCUUUCGUAUGAAGACCCUGAGCAGGACAUUUUGAUUGGCCUUUUGCGUUUGCGGAAGUGUUCAGAGGAAUCAUUUCGUCCCGAAUUGAAAGGAGGUGUUUCCAUAGUCCGAGAACUACACGUAUAUGGGAGUGUAGUUCCUGUGAGCAGUCGUGACCCUGCAAAAUUUCAGCAUCAGGGAUUUGGCAUGCUACUCAUGGAAGAGGCAGAAAGGAUAGCUAAACAAGAGCAUGGAGCUCGGAAAAUUGCUGUCAUUUCAGGAGUUGGCACCAGGAAUUAUUACAGAAAGAUUGGCUAUGUAUUAGAAGGACCUUACAUGGUAAAGGAGUUGAACUAACAUUCGUCUUUAUCCAGGACCCUUUAUAUGGCAAGAAGCAGAGACUUCGUUUAUAGUGAUAAGGAAGAAGGCGUGGGACAAACAAGGAUAAUGAAACCAAGGAGGAGUUUUUUCCCUCAUUCUAAAAGAACAAUGGAUUUGGUAAUAAAGGUCCAUUUUAGAAACCCUGACUCAGAAACUUUUUUGAAAAUCUGCUCAGACCCUCAGCCCAUGACAUAGAACACCUGCACAGAGCACAUGCCUUCACCUUUGGGGCUGUUGUACUUCUGUGGCAAGAGUUACUUAACUGAACUAUUUCUGUUUAUCAGGAAAGCUUCGGUUUUCAUCGGAGAAUGAGAAUUGUUUUUCUUCUAAAUCUGCUCUGACAUUGACUCUUCAUGUAUGUUUUCUUUUGAAUACUGCACUGCUACCUUGGUUUGGACUGGUCUAGACCAGUGGACUCCAAAUUUUUUUGAUCUCAUAUCUCAGAAAAAAAUUCUUGAGUAUAUACUCCAACUUUUUUUUGUUGUUGUUCAGUCAUUUUUCAGCCGAGUCUGACUCUUCAUGACCCCAUGUGAGGUUUUCUUGGCAGAGAUACAGGAAUGGUUUGCUAUUUCCUUCUCCGGGUCAUUUUACAGAUGAGGAAACUGAGGCAAACAGGGUCAAGUGAUGUGCCCAAGUCACACAGCAAGCGUCUGAGGCUGGAUCUGAACUCAGGUCUUACGGACUCUAAGCCCAGCACUACCUCCACUGUGCCACCUAGCUACCCCCAACACUCCUACUACAUUGUAUUUAUUUACUUAUAAAUUAUAUACCUAUGAUUUACAAAAAAAUACACAUUUUAAAAGGAUGAGAUCUGUGGUCCAGGUAAACUUGCCUCCCUGUUCCUUAUCCACAGCCACCCACAUUUGGAAUUCCUGUCUCUCUGCCUUUACAUUGGCCAUCCCCAGUGUCUGAAAAUACACUCUGUCCACACCUCACGGAAUCCUUUCCUUCAAGUCAAAACUAAAACACCACCUUCUGCACAAAGCCUUUUUGCUAGUAUCCUCUUCCCCCUACCUAAGAACUUUCUAUUUUCUUGGUUUAUUGUGUAUAUGUUUAUAUGUGUACAUUUGGUCCCCUUCUUUCCCAUCCCCCACCCCAAGAAUGUAAGCUCCUUGAGAGUAAGAAUUCUUUUUUUUUCCCUUUAGGUCUUUAUAUUCUCAGUACCUAUUACACAGUAAGUGCUUAAUAAAUGCUUGUUGAUUG
This is a messenger RNA of Trichosurus vulpecula (common brushtail), 2933 nucleotides long. RefSeq names its product elongator acetyltransferase complex subunit 3 (gene ELP3). Bases 63 to 1706 code for a protein of 547 amino acids. Gene Ontology annotation, cellular component: elongator holoenzyme complex; cytoplasm; nucleus. Gene Ontology annotation, biological process: tRNA wobble base 5-methoxycarbonylmethyl-2-thiouridinylation. Gene Ontology annotation, molecular function: iron-sulfur cluster binding; acyltransferase activity, transferring groups other than amino-acyl groups. The record is from RefSeq and is a predicted model, not a curated record. Lineage: Eukaryota; Metazoa; Chordata; Mammalia; Diprotodontia; Phalangeridae. The transcript is spliced from 15 exons.